AUGGAUCGUCUUCCUCAAGAGGUUGCACUUGAGAUACUAUCAAGGCUUCCACUCCUAAGCUUAGUUCAAUCCAAAUCCGUGUGUCGAGCCUGGCGUACCUUCAUACAAGAUCAACUGCUUGUCAACAAGCAUUUCAAACACAUGGUUGAGAACGAUCCAAGCUUCAUUUUACAAAUCAUGGGUCAUUGCAUCCAAAACGAGCUUUAUUUUGGAGAUUUAUCGAGCGAUCCAAACGAUGAAAACGUUAUGAUGAUAGCAAAGAAGCUUACCAUACCAGCGUUGCUAAGCUUCCAUUUGGUGAGUUCAUGUAAUGGAUUGCUAUUGUUGAGUGCCACUCACCCAAGCUUUGAACUCUGUAUUUAUAAUCCAUUUACCAGGGAUUAUGUAGAGUUACCGAAGCGUAGUCAUCAUGCUGGGGUGUUAGGAUUUGGCUUCGAUCCUACCACAAAGAAAUAUAAGGUUGUCGAGAUAUCAUAUAAAAGAACAACUCAUUUGUAUUUUCGUCGUCGUGUUGUUAGAUUUGGCAUGCGUCCAGCCUCUCAGACUGCAGCAUCUUCUGUUGAGGUUCAUAUUUUGACUGUUAGUAGCAACACAUGGAGAAAUUUGGGAAGCUUUCCUUUCCGUCUUGAUUUGGGUGAUGAAGGAGUAUGA
Molecule: messenger RNA, 651 nt
Organism: Gossypium raimondii (Peruvian cotton)
Lineage: Eukaryota; Viridiplantae; Streptophyta; Magnoliopsida; Malvales; Malvaceae
Product: F-box protein At3g07870
Exons: 1
Coding region: 1-651 (216 amino acids)
Molecular function (GO): protein binding
Source: RefSeq, a predicted model, not a curated record